This is a messenger RNA of Polyodon spathula (Mississippi paddlefish), 2917 nucleotides long. RefSeq names its product transcription factor CP2 (gene tfcp2). The coding region runs from base 586 to 2118 and encodes 510 amino acids. NCBI's taxonomy places the organism in Eukaryota, Metazoa, Chordata, Actinopteri, Acipenseriformes, Polyodontidae. The transcript has 16 exons. Gene Ontology annotation, molecular function: RNA polymerase II cis-regulatory region sequence-specific DNA binding; DNA-binding transcription activator activity, RNA polymerase II-specific. Gene Ontology annotation, biological process: regulation of transcription by RNA polymerase II. The record is from RefSeq and is a predicted model, not a curated record. Gene Ontology annotation, cellular component: nucleus.
CCCAUGGUGACGGCGGAACAUGGCGAGAGUUUGCGGUGGGAAAGGAAGGAGCCGCCGGGAGAGAAAUCAGACUUUCUGCAGCGUUUCCCGAGCGCUUUCUGGACACUAACGCGUUGUUUUAACGCUGAGAAAGGGGUCCGGCGCCUUUUUAUUUCAUUAGUUUUGUUCAAACGGCAACACCUGCCCGUGUAUCGCCGCUCCAGACGCAGAAACCGAGUCGCUGUGUUUGUUUGUUUGUUUGUUUUUGUUUUUUGACUUGGAAAGUUUGUUGUUGUUGUCGUCGCGGAUUGCAACAUUUAAAACAGAAGAGAGAGAGAGAGAGACAGGAGAGAGAUCCAGGGUGUGGAUCAUCUUGAUAAGACACGCGAAGAGCGCCCAGGUGUUAUUGGGAGCCUCUCUUUAUAUUAUACGCGGACAGGAGCAUUAGCAAGCGCUGUGCGUGUUUGUAAUCUGGAAAUGUAAUUCUUGACGGCGACCCUCGCUUUUGUUUUUAAUAAAAAAUCAUUGGUUUGGGUUUAGUUUAGGUACCGUUUUUCUGUUCAUCUUUUUUGGAUCGGAUUCGUUUGAACCCGGGUCCCAGCAUCGAUGGCGUGGGCUCUGAAACUGCCCCUGUCUGACGAAGUGAUCGAGUCGGGGCUGGUGCAAGACUUCGAUGCAAGUCUCUCCGGUAUAGGCCAGGAGCUCGGAGCCGGGGCAUACAGCAUGAGUGAUGUGCUUGCGCUGCCCAUCUUCAAGCAGGAGGAGUCGAACCUCCCCCCCGACACAGAGAACAAGAUCCUGCCGUUCCAGUACGUGCUGUGCGCCGCCACCUCCCCCGCCAUCAAGCUGCACGAUGAGACCCUCACCUACCUGAACCAAGGGCAGUCCUAUGAGAUCCGCAUGCUGGACAACAGGAAGAUGGGGGAACUGCCUGAACUCACAGGGAAGAUGGUGAAGAGUAUUAUCCGUGUGGUGUUUCAUGACCGGCGGCUGCAGUACACAGAGCACCAGCAGCUGGAGGGCUGGAGGUGGAACCGACCCGGCGACCGGAUCCUGGACCUGGACAUCCCGAUGUCGGUGGGAAUGAUCGACCCGCGAGCGAACCCGACUCAGCUCAACACUGUGGAGUUCCUGUGGGACCUGUCCAAAAGGACCUCUGUCUUCAUUCAGGUUCACUGCAUCAGCACGGAGUUCACCAUGCGCAAGCACGGCGGGGAGAAGGGGGUCCCCUUCCGCGUGCAGAUCGACACCUUCAAAGAGAACGAGAACGGGGAGUACACCGAGCACCUGCACUCCGCUAGCUGCCAGAUCAAAGUGUUCAAGCCCAAGGGAGCGGACCGGAAGCAGAAGACUGAUCGUGAGAAAAUGGAAAAGAGGACCCCACAGGAGAAGGAGAAAUACCAGCCCUCCUACGAUACCACCAUCCUGACCGAGUGCUCACCCUGGCCCGAGGUCUCCUAUGUGUCCAACUCUCCAGCUCCCAGUUUCACCAGCUCGCACUCCAGCUUCACAGUGGCAGAGGGUAACAGCUCCCCAACUCACCAGCCUGAGCAUGCUGCUGCACAGACCCCUGAUUUAUCCUGCACUACCCUAAGAAGCGAGUGUCCAAGCAGCCAGAACCUGUUGCCCACGGCGACGCCGCAGGAAGCCCAGCAGUGGCUGCUCCGGAAUCGCUUCUCAUCGUUCUGUCGGCUCUUCAACAACUUCUCAGGGACUGACCUGCUGAAGCUGACCCGCGAGGAUGUCAUUCAGAUCUGCGGACCGGCCGAUGGGAUCCGUCUGUUCAACGCUGUGAAGGGCCGGGUGGUUCGUCCCAGACUCACUAUCUAUGUGUGCCAGGAGUCCCAGCAGACCCGCGAGCAGCAGAAACACGAGAACGGAGACGCGCCCGGGGGCACCUUCUUCGUGUAUCACGCCAUCUACCUGGAGGAGCUGACGGCACUGGAGCUCACUGAGAAGAUCGCCCAGCUUUUCAGCAUCUCCCCUCAGCAGAUCAGCCAGAUCUACAAGCAGGGUCCCACGGGGAUCCACGUGCUGGUCUGUGACGAGAUGCUGCUUAAUUUCCAGGACGAGUCCUGCUUCAUUCUGGACACCAUGAAAGCAGAAACCAGUGACAGCUACCAUAUAAUCCUGAAGUGAGGAACCUGGCCAAUGGGAGCCGAGCUUUAAAGCGUCCACCAUGCCCCUCCCACCUCCAUUCAGCCCCCCUACAGCCCUUCAGCAAAUGCAUGCCUUUCUGUACAAAAAAAAUUCCCUGACACAGCCCGGCUUGACUCUCAUUGUGUCGCGUAGUGUAUGGAUGUCACCAGCAGGGGGCGAGAGCGGUUUGUUUUAAGGUUAGAGCUGGGUGCCUUCUCUCCUACCACCGCCUCCCCUCCAAGUAAACUUUCUGUUUUGACCCACCCCUGCAAGACUGCAGUUUCGAGCGACCAAUUAAAGACAGACAUGGGCAUUUUAAUGCAGCGCUCCUGCCACAGGAGAGCAGAAAUCAACCAGUCUGGGGGGAGCAGCACAGUCUGGACGAUUUAACCCCUGGCUGCCUGGACCGAGAGAGACUCGGACACUGUUCUGUGUUGGUUCGGCAGGAGCAGCGUGUUGCAUAUUUGGACUGAAGAAAGAAAAAAAAAACUAAAUGAAUUGCAAUAGAACCAAGAGGAAGAACUCCAUUCAAGGUUUCUUUAUCUUUGUGUGUGUGUGUGUGUUUUUGUUUUUAAAUGUUUUCCACGUUGGUACGGGCCACAGAGACUGGUAUUUACAAAUCGUGACGUGCAAAAAAACUUUUAUGGGAUUACAAAGAAAAAAACUUGUGUGAAAAAAAGUAAUCCUGCCUGCUUGUGUAAUUUUAUUAGGGUUAUCAAACAGGAGGGCUUGCCAGUGCAGACAGACAGCACUGCGGCUUGCAGCAGCGAAGGGAGAGGUGGACUGGGGGACUGGGGUU